AUGGUUAAAUGCAAAUUCCAUGUCUUCACUAACGCCUUAUUCUGCACCACCAGCAGGUCCUACUUACCUUCUUUUGAUCACCACCCUAAGAAGGAAGCGUUUGCCGGUGUCGCUGGUACAGAAGUUAGCGAGCGGUCUGGCCUCCUCAUUGCUGCAGAAUUCAACAAAGACUUACUCAAAGACUCCGUGCGUGUAAACUUCCUGUGUGGAUCUCUCCUACGCCUGCUGGAACACUUUGAGGACUUCAAGAGGAAUGACGCAGACUUUCAGGUAGACUUGUUCUGUGAAGAGACACUUGGCUUUGCUCUGGAUCACCUAACACCCAACGCCGUGUCCCCGAGAGCCCAGUUUGUGGCCGCACUAGGGGAUGUGGACAAACUGUCACGUGAUCAGAGAGAUGCACUCACCGCGGCCACCGCCAACUGGAGACUACUCAUACACAAAACGAGAGCGACUUUGCAGCUUGACCUAUUGACUCCCAAGGACAGGACAAAGGUCAAGGACACGCUGAUGGCUGUGGGGAGGGAUCUGCUGCACCUUGAGAGCAAGAAUGACGUCAUAGAGGUCAUGGACUUGGUUCGUCGUGCAUACUGCCAAAAUUUCGAGACCAGGAAACAAGUGAGCCUGGUGGUGACCGCCCAUCUCGUGUCCACUCUACUGACCACUGCAGACCUGUCCGGCAUCACAGAGGUCACGCUACUGGCCGGGGCCCUCAAUACCUCGGCACGGUGCUCUGUCACACGUCUCACGACACUGCUGGGAGAUCCUACUGGUGGAGCUCCUAAAUGCCCCAGCGGAGAUAAGAGACAUCGUGUGGCUCGCAGUACCCCGGAAAAAGCGCUGGGCAAAGAAUCUACCUCAGUCUCAGCAUCUCAAACAGCGGGCUCCAGGCUUGUCGGGACGCGAGGUGUGCUAGUGUUGACCUCCAAGAUGGCGGAUAGGGUUGCGAUCACCGCCUUCCUCCUCGACCGCCUUGUCACAAGGUUUACCCAUCGACUCGGGUAUUUGCGAACGGCCUUGCAGAAGAGAGUGGUGACACCGGAUAAAAUGAUCAACUUCCUGUGCUGCCCCUCACCCAGCGAGGCCAAGGAUGUUCCCAAGGUCAAGGUCUCGGUGGAGGAGGCGGUCAAGGUCGUGACCUGUGUGGGUCAGAGGUUGGAGGAGACAGAGGAGUCUGUCCGUCUGCUGAGCCGUAUUGUGGAGAGCCUGAGCAGGACACGGAGUGGUGCCAGGCCACGAUUGCUGGACGCAGCAAACCCCACAACUCUGUCCCAACUGGUUCGCUGCGUGUUUACUUCCCUUUUCCAGUCUGUGGCACACGUCAUCACAGGGAGCCCUCCCCUUGGCCCUCUCCCUUCUCCAUCCCCAUCCCCGCCACCACGGGAGCAGGUCGGCCAUGAUGAAAAGACGCACGUCACGGUGUCGUCCGUCGCUCAUGUCAUCGUGGUCCGUGACGUCACAAACAUGGAGAAGGUGGUGGAAGGGGAGUUGGACCAGAGAGGGUUGUGGUCGGCCGGCGAUGUGGCGGGGAGCGGAGAGACUUCGAUGCUGUCUCUGCCCUGGGAGGAGGUCGGCUCGGUAUUCUGCGAACUGAAGACUGUCUUAGACUCUCUGAGAGAGGAGGAGGGAGGAGGUUUGGAGGGUGAAUUCAAGAAGUCUUUUGGAGAAGGAGGUAUAAUAGGUGAAACACUCGUGUCAUUUGGAGAGGGAGGACAGGGAGAAGGAGGAGUUGUACACCCUCUUACAGAGGGAGGAGGAAGAGGAGGAAUAGGAAGAGAAGGAGGAGGACGAGGAGGAGGAGUCUUCAAGUCAUUUAGAGAGGGAGAAGUAGAUGAAGCCCGCAAGUUCUUUAAACAGGGAGGAGGAGAAGAUGGACGCUUACGCUCUCUUCAGGAAGGAGGAAAAAGCGGAAUCCUCAAGUCCACUAUAGAGGGGGAGGCAAAAAAAGGGGAGGAGCUUGAAAAUGGAGAGAGGGACAUUGGAGGAGGAAAGGCGGCUUAUGGAAAACACGGGGGAGGAGAGGGCGAAGCCUGUGCUUGUGAACUCGUGAACGAGAUGCUAUGUCAGAUGCUGACGUCAGCCGGGGACGGAGGUCAGUUCUUUGCCGUCACCUGGAUCGUAGAACUUCUCGGACAAUACGAGGAGAAAGGGGGAGAAGUGGGAGGAGGAGGAGGAGGGAGAGGAGGAGAGAGAGGUGGAGAGGGAACUGAAGAAAGCCAUGGAGGAACAAGUCAGCGCGGCCUUCACCGUCAACGACAGCUACGACGCCAAACUCCGCGGGGCAGCCUGCUUCCAUACCUUGUACGACAAAGUCAAGGAUGAUGUACAUCACGCCAAGGCCACGAUCGUGCCAGCUAGUCUACUUCUCUUCCUCCCACCAACUCUCCCCGUCCCCCUUGGAUCUCAGACUGGUAGUGGUGGUAGUGGUAUAGUCUCUAACAGAAGAGGUAUCCCCCACGAGAAAAGUUCUUUGGUGGCUGCUGCAAGAAGGCAGAAAAUGAGCAUGGUGUCCAAGAGAGAAAAAUGUGAGCUAGCGCAUUAUGGGCGGAGCCCGAGAGGGGCGAGACUUGAUGCUAUGGCUCCGCCCCACGUCAUGACUUUGGAGAAGUACGUGGAGCGGCUGUUGUGCCAGGUGGUCGACUUGGCGGGGAGUUCUGAGAUGGAGAAAAGUCGUUUUGUGCAGGUGAUAGGGGACGCGUGUGACGUGGUGAGCCUGGAAUGUUCUGACCACACCCAUAGUCCGGACACAGCCCCUCCCUCCCCCGGCGGGGAGAACGCGUCCAUAGAUCUCUGCGUGCUGCUGACGGAAAUACUGCGGGCACGGGUCACCUCUGUGUCUAAGCACCCCUGUGCAUUCGUCAAGAAAGGAAUCAGUAGAAAGAAGGAGGGAGGUGACGCUGCUGUGAGUAGCAGGAGGUUUGAACCCCUACCGCCACGCCCCCUUGGUAGCCUCAACAAGGCAUCCAGUGGUUACCUCGACCCUUACGCCGCUGACGUCAAGGAGAGGCAGAGGUGGAUUUCUGGAUUGCACAGAUUUGUCGCUUGUGGGAAGCGGGGAGCGGGAGUGUCCGAGCUGUUUUACAGCAAACGCCAGCCUAACAUUAACAUGGCAGUUAGAACGACAAGGGAUGUUUUGGACCGUGUGCGUAGGUCGGGGUCAGCAGGACGGAAGGUCAACAGAAGGUCACGUGAUAAGCUUGACCGGAAGCCGGGACAGCUCUGGACUUCUUCAUUGGAUCAACCUGACGAUUGCUCUGAUGUUGUCGAUAGUGACGGCCGUCGGAGACAGUCUGUUCACAAUCCUAGCGUCUCGGUCUCCAUGGCGACCGAUAGUGACACAUGUACCAGCUCACGUGCAGCCGCUGCCGCUGUACGGAAAGACGCAGCAGAAGGGGGUCUAUCUUUGUCCGGAAAACAAACUUCGACCUCAAACACCGUUAACGGUUGCCGAGAUGGUAAGAAAAGCACCACGAAGAAGAGAGGGUUAAGAACUAACAGACACAUCUCGCGAGUGGGGGUCGAUGGCAACAACUCUAGAUCACCAACGCGUCACGGGCGAGUUUCACCUCCACAGACUCCCUCGCUUACUUCUCCUCAAAAGGCAGGAUUAUCUCCAGAAGUGUCGCUCAAUCUAGUUGGUAGAAAUGGCGAGUCGGCCGAAAAAGCAACCACAGAUAAGGAUCAGGAAGGGAAGAACUCCCAAGAAAAAUCUGGGAGCCGUAAGGGUGGUUUAUCCGUCUCAGCGUCCAGAUCAGGAAUGGAGGAUUUGGCCUUACAAGGAAGAGGACAAGGAGGAGGACAAGGAAGAGGGAAAAAACGAGGUGAGGGUAACCCGUCGUGGCGGGCAUCGUCUGCCAGAUGUCUACGGAGAGGACGUACCUACGACUUUUUCCCGCCUGAUGAUGACGUCAGUUUGGCUGCAGGGGGAGGAGCGGGUAAAAGGAAAGGAGGAGGUGGAGAAGAAGAUGGAGAUGGAGGACAAGGAGUAGCCGGGGAUGAAGUGAAUAACGCAGCAGUUGAGAUCGAGGAAAGGAAUGAGAGGAAGGAGGAGGAAAAGGCAUUUUUGUCUGAAGAACAGCAAGAGAUUGAAGGGCCGACAACCAUGCUGCUUCUUUCGCUUUUGAAGAAAGAGUUACCCCUGGAGAUGUUUGUGCUUCGCCGAUGUCUGGACGACGCAGUUUUAAGGGAGAUCACUCCCACGGAUUUAGUUGACUUUGUGGGCACAGUAGAUCAUUUGUGGUCCAGGAGAGAGAUGGAGGAGGCAGAAACAGGACCAGGUGAAGGCAAGGGCGAGGAGCCAAAGAGAGAGCUGUUAGAGAGAGCGAUGUCGAAGGAAGGGGAAGAGGAAAUGUUAAAGGAAAAAGAAAAGGAAGAGAUUGGUGGUGGUGAUGAUGAGGAAGAUGUAGAAAAAAUGUUAGAAUGGCUACAAGAGCUCCAGGAGUCUGUGAGCGUGAGUCAGCGUGCGGCUGGGGCGGUCAACAACCUACUGCGUCACGUGGAAGGAGCCUGGUCUAAGAGUGGACAAUGUGACGUCAUGUGUGGAAAUCCGCUCGGAUUUGUUCAGGUCAGAGUCUGAGGCUUCAGCAAAAGCGGACGUGUAUGGAGGAAGGAGAAGUACUUCUAGGCCCAGGAACACAUAUUAUGUUCGCAAUGAACAAAACACAGGUGUUCAAAAUGAACCGAAUACAGAAUAUGUUCACAAGGAACAAGACAGCCACAAUGAACAAGAGACAUAUGUUCACAAUGAGCUGGACACAUAUGUUCGUAAUGAACAAGCGACAUAUGUUCACAGUGAACAAGACACUGACGUUUACAAUGAACAAGACACAUAUUAUGUUCACAAAGAUGAAGACAACCAAAAUAUACACACUGAGUGUAACAGCAACGACGAUGGUACAGUUAUUCACAAUGAUAAAAAACUACACAAUGUUCACAAAAAUCAACACAGAGAUGCCCACGAAGGACGGACUAGUCCUAGAUCAAGCUACGAUGACACAGACGCUCUUCUUAAUGAACGAAACAACAGCAGUGAGACAGGUGCUUCCAAAGGUCAAGACAUAGAUGUUUACAGUGAACAAUACAGCUACGAAAUCCACAAUGAUCGUGACUCAGACAACUCAGCUGAGUACAACACCAGAAGCCCCUCUCCCCUGGUUUUGGGCAGACCCGUAGGUUGUUACGGAAAGGGGGAAGAUUCUAGAGUAGAUGAAGACGCGUGUUGCCAUGGUCACGUAGAAAAUGGAGCUGAGUAUGUGGUGGAGGAGACCAAAAAUGAGGUGAAUGACAGUGGAGAGGAAGAAGAGGGCGAGGAAGAGAAAGCUUACAAGGAAGGGUGGGAAGAAGGAAAUCAGGAGAGGAAUGAACUUCGUUGGAAUAAGAAUGAGGAAGAGGACAUACAACGAGAUGGUUUUGCAGAAGCCGAAGAGGUUGAAGAAAGGAAAGGGGAGGGACAGAGCGGUGAAGAAGAAACAGAAAUAGAAAAGACAGCCUGGGAGGACCCAACAGGGAAAGAGGAGGAGGAAGAAGAAGAAG
Molecule: messenger RNA, 5532 nt
Organism: Aplysia californica (California sea hare)
Lineage: Eukaryota; Metazoa; Mollusca; Gastropoda; Aplysiida; Aplysiidae
Biological process (GO): non-motile cilium assembly
Cellular component (GO): ciliary transition zone
Source: RefSeq, a predicted model, not a curated record